AUGCUAUUCGCAAAGCUGAUGGUGCCAUUCUUAUGUAGGCAUGGUGCUGCACGUCAGUUUCAUAUUAUGGCAGCAACGCAAGCUACAUUCCUGGUUUACACUUUGUUGCAAACAGUUUUUACUGAAGGUCAAAUACCCGAGCCCGAACCGGAGUUUCUGGCCGCUUUAGAGAAUCACACAGUCACUCAGGGACGUGAUGUCUAUUUCACGUGCGUUGUUAAUCACUUGGGCUCUUACAAGGUCGCAUGGAUCAAGUCGGACACAAAGGCGAUUCUGGCCAUUCAUACGCACAUGGUGGCUCAGAAUCCGCGGCUCUCAGUCACCCACAACGGCCACAACACGUGGAAACUGCACGUCGCCAACGUACAAAAGAAUGAUACAGGCACAUACAUGUGCCAGAUAAACACCGAUCCCAUGCGGAGCCAGAUGGGAAAUCUAGAAGUAGUACUUUCACCAGACAUAUUAACAGACAACGAAGCUAACGAAGUGAACGAGGCCUUAGAAGGAGGAACAAUUAAUCUAAAAUGUAAAGCCAUCGGAGUGCCGGAACCGACGAUUACUUGGCGAAGGGAAGACGGGAAUAAUAUUAUCAUUCGGCAAGAGAAUAGAGAAAAACAAGCGGUGCGAUCCUUCGACGGCGAUUCGCUAACCUUAAUGAAUAUUCAGCGCAGCGAUAUGGGUUCCUAUCUGUGUAUAGCAAGUAAUGGAGUGCCCCCAUCGGUCAGUAAAAGGUUCAACGUCAUUGUCCAAUUUCAUCCUUUGAUCAGAGUAUCAAAUCAGCUGGUAGCAGCACCUGUGGCAAGUGAUGUACACGUGCAAUGUUACGUAGAAGCCUCACCUAAAGCAAUGAACCAUUGGAUGAGAGAUAACGGGGAGAAGUUGCUACCAAACUCGAAAUAUCUAAUACAGGAAUCGGUUAUCAACGAAUAUUCACUGCAAAUGAAUUUGACAAUCCUAAAUUUGGAAAAAACCGACUUUGGUGGAUACAUCUGCACUUCGUCUAAUGCAAUUGGCAAAGCGGAAGGCGUCGUUAGAUUACAAGAGAGGAUAGUGAAAUCGACGAGUACGGCUAGCACUCCGCCGAAAUACAUUGAAACGAAGCCCCGAAAGCCGGUGUUGAAGGACAAAACGAAGAAGUGGAAGCAAAUGCGCAAGAAGGAAAACGACGAUAACAAGAACGAAGAAGAAUCGAUCGUACCGACACUAUUUUUACCGGUAUCCCAGACGAAUCCAGCUUCUACGAUGGGUGUCACGACCACCGCUCGACCGUCGUGGAUACUCUUGAGGAACUACGGCAACUGCGCAACCAUAUCAGUGGAUCAACAUUAUUUUUACUUGAUCGUUUUGAUUGUUUUCAGGAUUUUUCCGCGUUUCGUUUAUUAA
Messenger RNA from Phyllotreta striolata, 1383 nucleotides. The record is from the annotation of a GenBank genome assembly. Lineage: Eukaryota; Metazoa; Arthropoda; Insecta; Coleoptera; Chrysomelidae.